Messenger RNA from Pygocentrus nattereri (red-bellied piranha), 924 nucleotides. Its product is annotated as pulmonary surfactant-associated protein D-like. The record is from RefSeq and is a predicted model, not a curated record. The coding region runs from base 104 to 892 and encodes 262 amino acids. Gene Ontology annotation, cellular component: rough endoplasmic reticulum; multivesicular body. The transcript has 5 exons. NCBI's taxonomy places the organism in Eukaryota, Metazoa, Chordata, Actinopteri, Characiformes, Serrasalmidae.
AAUAAGACCCUCCCUCUGUGUCAAAAGAGCCUGCAAACAGUGAAGCUCCACCAAACUGAACCUCGUCUUGGACCCGAAACCCUCGCCCUGCUGUGAACAGAGGAUGGCGCUGUUCAGUCAGACCUUCACUGCUCUGCUGCUGCUGCAGUUGGAGCUGCAUCUGUUUGGUGGAUCUGAGGCGGCAGCUCCUCAAACUCUCAGCUGUCCUGCCCCUGCUGGGGUUCCAGGAACUCCCGGACACAACGGCCUUCCUGGACGAGACGGGAGAGACGGGAGAGAUGGAGCCGCCGGACCCAAAGGAGAGAAGGGAGAGCUGGGACUGAGUGUGCAGGGACCUCCAGGAAAGGCAGGACCAGCAGGUCGAGCAGGUCUGGUAGGUCCAGUAGGUCCACGUGGACCCCAAGGACCAAAGGGAGAUCCAGGUUCACCAGGCUCCACAAAUAAUGACUUGGUCAAAUCUCUUCAGUCAGAGCUCCAGUCUCUCAAAGUCAGGCUCUCUACAAUGGAGAAAGCCAUAAGCUUCCCCACCUUCAAAAGAGUUGGGCAGAAAUACUACGCAUCAAACGGGAUGAAGGGAAACUUUGCUGAAGGUCUGAAGUUCUGCACUGAUGCUGGUGGCACUCUGGUUUUACCAAGAAGUGAAGCUGAAAACAAAGCUUUAUCUGCAAUGCAUGCAACUUUGGGUUCAACCUACAUAAUACUCGGUACAACAGACAGAGAGACAGAGGGUCAGUUUGUAGAUUUGAACAAAAAACCUCUGACCUUCACCAGCUGGAAGGAAAAUGAGCCCAACGAUUAUGAAGGGAAAGAGGACUGUGCUGGCAUUCACAUUAAUGCCAAGUGGAAUGACCUACCCUGUGGUUCAGCUUACACCAUUGUGUGUGAGAUAUGAAUGUAUAAUAAACAUAAACUGUGUUCACGUUA